AUGGAUGCUCUUAGGAAUCUGGCCAACAACAUCCCAGAUUGGCAACGACGGCUGGAUGACCUGAACGGUCAAAUUGAACGUCGGCAGGCGGAGCUUGCCGCUAUUGCUAGAACCAACGCGACUUCCACCGACUCAUCCCGACCUCUCCGCAACAAGGGCUCUUCAGAAUCCCUAAAGCCGAAAGAUGAUGGCCCAAUGCAUCCCGACCUCGACCUGGCUGUGACUCCGAGCCAAGGCCAGCGUAAACGAAUCGCUCCUCGAACACCGCCAACACCAUCUGGAGAGGCCAAGGCCACGCCAGCAUCACCGCCAAGCCCUGACAGUGAGAGCCGUGUAGCGCUGCAUAGACAGGCUCGUGAAGCUGUUAAUGCCCAUGCCCGAGCUUUGGCACAAACCAAAAAGAAGCAAAAGUCUUCGUCGGUCCUAUCUGCGGAUGGUGUCCCACCUACAUAUCGAACUCGCAGCAUGAUUAUGGUGUAUUAUGAUAGCUAUGUCCAAGGGUUUUUUGACGAGUUAGUGAGGUUCAUAUCCUCAAGCCGGAAUUUGAUGCGCAAGGCAAAAAUGGCAGCCAAGGUUGCGCAGAUUAAGCGUAUGGCCGAACUGGAAAUUGCAAACGACGCAAAGCGCACUAGUGACGAAAGGUUCGCGGUCGAUGCAAUCCCGUCACUCAGGUAUAUGAGCACUCGAAAAGUCGGCACCACAUCUCAAGAACUCACGUCUGGGGAGCCAAGCCGUCCAGCAGGCCCUGAACAACCGGCCGACGUAUAUGACUCUCUGGACAAGAGCCUGGAGUUUGUGCAAAGCACGUGCGAACAUGGAGCCCACCAGUUCCUCAGGGAUGCCGACUGCCAUGACGAGAUUGGGAAGAUUCAAUCACGCUUGGUAGAGGUUUUGAUAGCAGCAAAACAGGAGAUUGACCGGGUGCAACGAGAGGACCCCGAGCUUGCCAAAGAAACGGGCGAAUUGGGUAAGGUACGCCUUCACCGGCCGAUUAGCGUGAGGCGCGAUAUGACAGCUGAGUGCAAGGAUGAAGUGAGUCAUAACGACGGAUGUCUAACUUGGGAGAUAUCUCCCGAGAAAGAUGCCACGUUGCAAACAGAAAUGGCACUUGAGGUGGACACUAAUCUAGAAGAGGAGGAUAUGGACAACCUCCCCGUGCUGCAGUAUCGAUCGACCAGAUUGAUGCGAAGCCGUCCGGUCUGA
Metarhizium brunneum ARSEF 3297 is the source of this 1203-nucleotide messenger RNA. RefSeq lists its product as uncharacterized. The record is from RefSeq and is a predicted model, not a curated record. Lineage: Eukaryota; Fungi; Ascomycota; Sordariomycetes; Hypocreales; Clavicipitaceae.